Molecule: messenger RNA, 1074 nt
Organism: Neoarthrinium moseri
Lineage: Eukaryota; Fungi; Ascomycota; Sordariomycetes; Amphisphaeriales; Apiosporaceae
Exons: 2
Coding region: 1-1074 (357 amino acids)
Biological process (GO): isocitrate metabolic process; tricarboxylic acid cycle
Cellular component (GO): mitochondrion
Molecular function (GO): NAD binding; isocitrate dehydrogenase (NAD+) activity; magnesium ion binding
Source: RefSeq, a predicted model, not a curated record
AUGGCCUCUCGCGUUCUCAGAAUCGGCCUCAUCCCCGGCGACGGCAUCGGCCGGGAGGUCAUCCCCGCCGGCCGCCGCGUCCUCGAGGCCCUCCCCGCCUCGCUCGGCCUCAAGUUCGACUUUGUCGACCUCCAUGCCGGCUUCGAGACCUUUGAGAAGACGGGCGCCGCCCUGCCCGACAAGACGGUCGAGGUCCUGAAGAACGAGUGCGACGGCGCCCUCUUCGGCGCCGUCUCCUCGCCCUCGACCGCCGUCAAGGGCUAUAGCUCCCCCAUCGUCGCCCUGCGCAAGCGCCUCGACCUGUACGCCAACGUGCGCCCCGUCAAGACCGUCCUCUCCGCCCAGAACCCCAUCGACAUGGUCAUCGUCCGCGAGAACACCGAGGACCUCUACGUCAAGGAGGAGAAGACCUACGACGGCCCCGACGGCAAGGUUGCCGAGGCCAUCAAGCGCAUCUCCUACAGGGCCAGCUCCCGCAUCGCCACCAUGGCUGGCGAGAUCGCCCUGAGGCGCGAGAAGAUCCGCAAGGCCGGCGUCCCCAGCAUCCACAAGGGCCCCCUCGUCACCAUCACCCACAAGAGCAACGUCCUCUCCCAGACCGACGGCCUCUUCCGUGCCACCUGCCGCGAGGCCCUGGCCGCCGACCAGUUUGCUGGCAGGGUCGAGGUCGAGGAGCAGAUUGUCGACAGCAUGGUCUACAAGCUGUUCCGCCAGCCCGAGGCUUACGAUGUCAUCGUCGCCCCCAACCUGUACGGCGACAUCUUGUCCGACGGUGCUGCCGCCCUCGUCGGCUCCCUGGGUCUGGUGCCCAGCGCCAACGUCGGCGAGGGUUUCGCCAUCGGCGAGCCGUGCCACGGCAGUGCCCCCGACAUCAUGGGCCAGGGCAUCGCCAACCCCAUCGCCACUCUCCGCUCCACCGCCCUGAUGCUGGAGUUCCUCAACGAGGAGGACGCUGCCGCCAAGAUCUACGCUGCCGUCGAUGCCAACCUCGAGGAGGGCAAGCUGCUGAGCCCUGACCUGGGCGGCAAGGCCAAGACCGACCAGGUCGUCGAGGACAUCCUCCGAAGACUGUAA